CUUGAAUAUUUUUAUGAACCUCCAGGAGCAUAUUUAUGAAUUUUAUUUUGAAAUCUCUUUCAGGAAGAUUGGAUUCAAUGAGUUUUGAAGAUGUAGCUAUAAACUUCAGCCUGGAGGAGUGGGCACUGCUGGAUCCUUCUCAGAAGAAACUUUACAGAGAUGUGAUGCGGGAAACAUUGAGGAACCUGGCCUCAGUAGGGAAAAAAUGGGAAGACUGUAACAUUGAAGAUCAGUACAAAGAGCAGGGAAGAAAUCUAAGAAGUCGUAUAGUAGAGAGACUCUGUGAAAAUAAAGAAAGUAGUCAACAUGGAGAAAACUUCAGCCAGAUUCCAAAUCAUAAUUUAAACAAGAAAACUUCUGAAGUAGUAAAACCAUGGGAGUGCAAUAUGUGUGGAAAAGCCUUCAUGCGGCAUUCAUCCCUUAAUAGGCACAAAAGAUCUCACACUCUGCCCAAACCAUACAAGUAUCAGGAAUAUGGAAAGAAGCCUUAUAAAUGUAAGGAAUGUGGAAAAGCCUUCAGUUAUCUCCAGCCUUUUCAAAAACAUGAAAGAAAUCACAGUAUAGAGAAAUCCUACAAAUGUAAGGAAUGUGGGAAAUCUUUUAGGUAUCGCCAAUCUGUUAGAAAACAUGAAAGGACUCACACUGGAGAGAAACCCUAUCAGUGUAAACAAUGUGGAAAAGCCUUUAGAUAUCAUCAAACUUUUCAAACACAUGAAAGAACUCACACAGGAGAGAAGCCCUAUGAGUGUAAGCUCUGUGGUAAAGCCCUCAGUUGUCCCAGUUCCUUUCGAAGUCAUGAAAGAACUCACACUGGAGAAAAACCGUACGAGUGUAAAAAGUGCAGUAAAGCCUUCAGUUGCCCCAGUUCUCUUCGAAAACAUGAAAGAACUCAUACUGGAGAGAAACCCUAUGACUGUAAAGAAUGUGGGAAAGCCUUCAUUUCUCUCGGAAGUUUUCAAAGACAUAUGAUAACGCACACUGGAGUUGGACCUUAUAAAUGUAAGGAAUGUGGGAAAGCAUUCAAUUGUCCCAGUUCAUAUCGAAUACAUGAAAGAUCUCACACUGGAGAAAAACCCUAUGAAUGUAAGCAAUGUGGUAGAGCCUUCAGUUGUUCCAGUUCCUUUCGAACACAUGAAAGAACUCACACUGGAGAAAAACCCUACCAAUGUAAGGAAUGUGGAAAACCCUUCCAUUGGCUCACUACUUUUCAAGUCCAUGUGCGAACUCACACUGGAGAGAAACCCUAUAUAUGCAAGCAGUGUGGUAAAGCCCUCAGUUGUCCCACUUCUUUUCGAAGACAUGAAAGGACUCACACUGCUGAGAAACCCUAUGAAUGUAAACAGUGUGGGAAAACCUUCAGUUCUCCCCUAGGUUUGCAAAUACAUGGAAGAACUCACACUGGAGAGAAACCCUACAAAUGUGAGGAAUGUGGGAAAGCAUUCGUUUCUCUCACCAGUUUCCGAAGACACAUGAUGACACACACUGGAGAUGGACCUUAUAAAUGUAAGGAAUGUGGGAAAGCAUUUAAUUGUCCCAGUGCAUUUCGAAUACAUGAAAGAACUCAUACAGGGGAGAAACCCUAUGAAUGUAAAAUAUGUGGUAAAGCCUUCAGUUGUUCCAGUUAUGUUCAAGUACAUGAAAGAACUCAUACUGGGGAGAAACCCUAUGAAUGUAAGGAGUGUGGGAAAGCCUUCAUUUAUCGCACAACCUUUCGAGGACACAUGAGAAUGCACACUGGAGAGAAGCCCUAUAAAUGUAAAGAUUGUGGGAAAGCCUUUAGUCGACCCAGUUCAUUUAGAAGCCAUGAAAGAAUUCACACUGGAGAGAAACUUCUUGAAUAUAAUAAGACUUUAACAGAAGAGACCUGUAAUCAGACAAAAAAAAAAAAAAAGAAAAGAAAAAUUGGAGAUGGCUGUCCUGGAAUGCGUUACGUCAGUAUGGGUAAUGUGACCAACAUUUUCUAGAGCCUAUUCUCUUUAUAGUUCCAUUUUCAAACUCACCAGGAGCCUCACCUGCAUGAGUUUGGCAGGCAAAAGCAAAGAAGGCCUUAAUUUUUGGAAGCAUGGUACAGAGAUAAAUGCACAGGAGUUUCACAUAUAUCCUUCUUCCAGCCCAUUUUCCUGAUUCUUUGCCCUGCCAGUCAAGAAUAUCAUCAGUACCACUACCAACUACUUGACUUCCACUUUCUCAAGAGUUGUAAGUUUCCACAGAUACCUCCUCAAGUCCCACAGCAAAGAUGCAACACAGUUUGGAUUUUCCUGCAGGCCAUCAUGUGUCCAUCAGGCAACACAUAUGACUGCUAAUGUUCUCUGAAGCGGUGAACCCCACAUCUCUAGGUUGUAUUCAUAUAAGAUGUAAUUUGUGUAGUAAAUACCUUGUUCUGUUAAUAUUGCUAGUGAGUGUGUUCCUGACCCCACCAGCAUAGCUACAAUGCUGCAGUCAAAAGGAACCAUGGUGUAGCUUGUUCCUCUUCUUUGCUGUGACGUCUGUGACCCAGGCUUCCAUGUGAGAAUAAGCACCUUCUUCAUAUCAAGCAGAUUGUGGGUAUUUAUGAUUUCAUCAAAGCUAAAAAUUCCUCAGUACACUUUCAAUUAUGUUGUAUGUGAUUAAAAAGUUCAUAUUUUUGUCAAAUGCUUAUGUAGAUGUUGCUAGAUAUGUUUUAUUAGCUGUUCCAGAUACUGUAUACUAACAAAUGUUAAUUUUUGCAUUUCCUGAUAAGGUAUAUUAAAAUAUCACAUUGUAAUUGUGGAUUUUCAGAUCAACUUAUGAUUUUAUCACAUCAGUCAAUAUAAAUUCUGAGUUAAUAAUCA
Molecule: messenger RNA, 2810 nt
Organism: Manis javanica (Malayan pangolin)
Lineage: Eukaryota; Metazoa; Chordata; Mammalia; Pholidota; Manidae
Biological process (GO): regulation of transcription by RNA polymerase II
Cellular component (GO): nucleus
Molecular function (GO): RNA polymerase II cis-regulatory region sequence-specific DNA binding; DNA-binding transcription activator activity, RNA polymerase II-specific
Source: RefSeq, a predicted model, not a curated record